CAGGGUGUGUGUGCUGAAGCUCCGCCCACCGCUGACCGCUCUUCAAUCCGCGUCAAAGCGGCGCGCGUCAGCAGCAGCAGCAGCGGCGCGUCAUGGCGAACAUCUGCGGCACUUCACUCUUCAUCGCGCUGUUUCUGGCGAUCCUGAACACUUCAGCAUCUGAAGGACAACAGAGCAAAAUCAUACAGAAGAGAAAUUGGAUUAUCCCAGCACACAAACUGAUGGAAAAUAAAAAUUAUAUGGAUAAGGAAUAUGUAGCCAAAAUUCGUUCAGAUGAGGAGACCAAGACAAGGAUAUAUUAUUCACUGACUGGAUCAGGUGCUGACCAGCCACCCGUCGACUUGUUCAUUGUUGAUAAAAACACCGGCUUGGUCAAGAUCCGCGGAGUCUUGGACAGAGAGAAAACUCCUGUUUAUUACCUUCGAGGGGUGGCCACGUUUCUGGAUGGAGGAAAGGCUGAGACUGAUAUUGAUUUGAAAAUCGUGGUGGAGGAUGAGAACGAUAAUGCUCCUGUGUUUAACCUGACAACCGGAGCUGUGUAUGAGCGGAGAGAAAGAGACACGUUUGCAGUGAAGAUCACAGCAACAGAUGCAGAUCAGGAAGAAACUCUGCAUUCAAAAAUCGCCUACAGCAUUGUUAAACAGGAUCCCGAAGACAUGUUCUACAUCGAUCGAGAGACCGGUGGGAUAUACGUCAUGCACGACACGCUUGACAGAGAGAAACAUGACACAUACACAUUGGUUAUUAAAGGGACUGAUAUGAACGGAGCUGUGAAUGGAAAUACAGGGACAGGGACAGCUAUCAUCAAGAUUCUUGAUGUCAAUGACAACAUCCCUACUUUGAAGGAAAACUCUCAUGAGUACAGUGUGGAGGAAAACACUCGAAACGUGGAAGUGGUGAGAAUUCCAGUGGAGGACGAUGAUCUAUCUCCUGAAAAUCGACUGGCCGUCUUUACAAUCGAGUCAGGAAACGAAGCCGGUUAUUUCUCCAUAAGCACAGACAACAAGACCAAUGAAGGCAUCCUGAUUCUCAAUAAGGAGCUGGACUAUGAAGAGCUGAAGGAAAUCCACAUAGAAGUGUCUGUUGCUAACCUGGCAGAGUAUCACCCUUCAGUCAAAACAGAGAGACAGAUGUACAUCAUCCACAUCAGGGUGAUCAACCAGCCUGAGGGCCCUCGCUUCAAACCCGCCGUCAAAGUCAUCACCAUCUCUGAAGAAAGCUCCAGCAUUACUUUAAAAGAAGUGAUAACAAAUUACGCAGCUAUAGACAGCGACACGCUAUUACCUGCUAAAAACGUGAAGUAUGCAAAAGGACAAGAUGUUGACAACUGGCUGAAUAUAAAUGAGUUGACGGGUGAUAUAAAACUCAAUAAAAUACCAGAUUAUGAGUCCAAGUUUCUGAUCAAUGGCACAUAUUAUGCUAAAAUAAUCUGCAUCACUAAUGAUUCUCCGUCUAAAACUGCAACAGGAACCAUUGCCAUUCAAGUAAAGGACUUUAAUGACCACUGUCCUGUGCUGAGCCAUCAGUCUCAAACACUGUGUUAUGAGGAUCACGUAGUUUAUGUCACGGCUGUGGACGAAGAUCAGUUCCCCAAUAGUUCGCCAUUUGUUUUCAACAUAACCACAAAGGAAUGGAACAUCGAACCUCUCAAUGACACUACAGUGAUAUUCAGAUCUCCACAAACCCUGUGGCCUGGCGUGUACCAUGUGUUUGUAGACGUGAAGGACCAGCAGGGGAAGAUCUGUGCUGGUCAGGAACUUCAGGUAAACGUCUGCAUGUGUGACGCUACUAAAGUUUGCCUGCCCAGAAAAAACGUCUCUACGUUUGGAGCAUCUGGUGUUCUUCUGAUGCUGCUGGGACUGCUGCUGCUGCUCUUGGUGCCACUUCUUCUGCUCUUCUGUCUCUGUGGCGGCGUAGAAGCUGUUGGAGAUUUCAAGACUAUUCCGUUUGAAACUAAAGACUACCUUAUCUGUUAUAAUACUGAAGGACAGGGGGAGGACAUGGUAUGUAACAUGGCAAUGGCUCACUUACAGAUGUCAAGGCAGCUGGGUAAAAGAAAGUACAGUCAGGUGGAUGCUGUAGGAGGGGCUUGGAUGUGGGGUGGAGUAAAAGAUGGUGGAUUUGGAGCAGAAAACUCACACGGGAGCUCUUUCUGCCAAUAUGACCAGCAUGAGAGUGCACAUUAUCACCACAGGAAUCAGACUGAUGGACAGUACAUGUUUGGACAAAGAAAAGAUGAACACAGCAGAUUUGAAGACUACACUUUUGAUGGGCUUGCACUGUCUGAUGCUUUCUUAGGCAACUACUAUUCUCAAAAAGCAAGUCAUUUAGCCAAGAAGCAAGAUAAGAGAGACUAUCUGAAGGUCUAUGACUAUGAGGGUCAGGAAUCAUUCAAGGGCUCAUUUGAGGACAUCUGCGAUCUCCUACACGAAGACAACGACUUUUCUUUUCUUGAUGACAUUAACUUGAAGUUCAAGACCCUGGCUGAGAUCUGCAGUGGUUCUACAAUAAAGGCUGAAAUCAGCACAAGCGUCCCUGUUACCUCUAAACCAGUCCUGACCACCACACACGAAGAUGUCAGCGUACAAAGGACAAUUAUUAAUUCACAGUCUCAAGAGAAAGCAAAGUUAUCCUCCAUCAUACACACCGCAGGAGCGCAGCAGACCAGCAGCAUGUCUUCAGCAGGAGUCUAUGUCCAGGAGAAGGUGGUGGUUCCUAACCAAACCCUGUUAGCCCAGCAACCUGGGAUGUACUACACCCACACCACCCCCAUUUAUGUGGUGGAUGCCCAGCGUACUAUGUUGGUGACACCCAGCCCAGUCCUAGGCCAUCAGGAGAACAUGUUAGUGGAGGAGCGGAAGGGCUCUGGUGCUUCCCAACAUGGAAAUGCCACACGUGAAACACAGCACUACCAGAGUGUAGUUAUGUUUGAGAAGCAGCCAACAAAAGGGUCUAUGCAAACCCAAAGCAGUGUCUCUGGAGCGGCCCAGAUCGUAAACACUGAAAUAAUGCAGUCUACGGAGUCUCAUGAUUUUAGACGAUCCAUCCAUCCGUCCAGAGGGAUAAUGACAGGAGCGGUCAGAGAGACGGACGUUUUAGCUUCGUUGGAUAUGAGGGUUCCUCAGCGUCUGUAAGCACCGAUGCUAAAUUUCACAGCUGAUACCGAUAACCGAUUAUUCAGAAUGCCGUCUGCCGAUACCAAUGUUUAAAGGUCCACUGAAGUGCUUUGAAAUGUGCAGAGUUAUUCUUUGUGUUGACAUAAUUUCAACUGAAACAGGAAGAUAUGGUGGGACAUAUUGAGCAGCUCCGCCCCCUUUUUUAAAC
This is a messenger RNA of Carassius carassius (crucian carp), 3324 nucleotides long. Its product is annotated as desmoglein-2-like protein. The transcript has 14 exons. Lineage: Eukaryota; Metazoa; Chordata; Actinopteri; Cypriniformes; Cyprinidae. Gene Ontology annotation, biological process: homophilic cell-cell adhesion. Gene Ontology annotation, molecular function: calcium ion binding. The coding region runs from base 93 to 3134 and encodes 1013 amino acids. Gene Ontology annotation, cellular component: plasma membrane; desmosome. The record is from RefSeq and is a predicted model, not a curated record.